AGGCAAUUUUACCAAGCCCAUUUGCCUCGCCAUCCCUGCAUCGCCCCCUCCCUCGCCAUCUGUCACCCUCUAGCACUCUUGUGCCGUUGCCGUUGCCGCCGCCGCCGUCCCGGCGUCAUACGCCCGCGCCACCACCUCCGUCGUCCGCUGUCGUCUCCUGCCGCCCCGAGCCCGCGCCGCUGCCGCCUCCGAGCGCCAUCGUCCCUGCUGCCGAGCGCCCGCGCCAACACCGUCGCCGAGCACCAUUGUCCCUCGCCUCCCCUCGAUGCCCACGGUGAGGACAUUGCGGUCCCUGUGGGAGCGGAACCUCGAGCAGCCAUCCCCGCGCCGCGCACGCCGACGAGCGGCACUACGGAGAUCGACCUAGUGGAGUGCAUGCUAGGCCUGUGCCAGCCAUCUGUGCUCUCCGCCAUGACGUGAGCUGUCAUCGACGUCGCCUCCUGACCCCCGACGUCUCCUCUCGCAGCCACACAGAAACCCCACAACAAAUCGCCACCCACCCAUCGCCCCCACGCGGGGGCCCACCUGUCAUCGACACCGCGGCCCGCCUCCCCAGUCUUCCAAUCCGGCGCCGCGACCCGCGAGCGACCCAAAAAGAUCCACGAAUUGGAAAAAAGAGGAAAAACAAGGGGACAGGAAAGGUCUCCCCUUUGCUCGACGGCGGCGGCGAUGUCUCUCCCUCCGGCCCCGGCGGAAAGCGGCGGCGGCGGCGGCUCCCCCGGCGACGACUGGUUCCUCGACUGCGGCAUCCUCGACGACCUCCCGGCAGCGGCCUGCGGGGCCUUCCCGUGGGACGCGUCCCCGUCGUCCUCCAACCCCAGUGUGGAAGUUGGCAGCUAUGUAAACACCGGUGAUGUCUUCAAGGAGCCUGGCAGUAAUAAACGUUUAAGGUCAGGAUCUUCUGGUAGGCCAACAUCUAAAGCUUGUAGGGAAAAAAUGAGAAGGGACAAGCUCAAUGACAGGUUUCUUGAAUUGGGCUCUACCUUAGAACCUGGGAAACCAGUAAAAGCUGACAAAGCUGCUAUCCUAAGUGAUGCUACUCGCAUGGUUAUUCAGCUUCGCUCUGAAGCACAGCAGCUCAAGGACACCAAUGGUAGUCUUGAAGAAAAGAUUAAGGAACUAAAGGCAGAGAAGGAUGAGCUUCGCGAUGAGAAGCAGAAGCUGAAACUAGAGAAGGAGAGUUUAGAGCACCAGAUGAAGCUAAUGACCUCAACUCCAGCCUACAUGCCUCAUCCAACCCUGAUGCCAGCGCCCUUCCCACAGGCUCAGCUAGCACCGUUCCAUCCCCAUGCGCAAGCUGCAGGGCAGAAGCUGAUGAUGCCCUUUGUUGGCUACCCAGGAUACCCAAUGUGGCAGUUCAUGCCACCUUCUGAAGUCGACACCUCGAAGGACAGUGAAGCGUGCCCUCCAGUUGCUUAAUCGCUUCGAGCUACUGGUUGCACUCGCAGCUUAUGUGAAUUAAUCGCAACUGAAGCCCCUAGUUGUUGAUCCAUUGAUUGGGUAUAACUACUGUUCUUAUGUGGUAGGUGAUUGAGUAAGCUGAUGUUCCUGGCGCCCUAUAGAGGCUGCUAUUAGCCCCUUCAAUGGCUGUACAAUUUUUUGCGGAGAAGAGAAGAAUGUUCGUUCUUUUUCUCCAUAGCAACAAUACCAAAUUAAUUAUGUGCCACAUAUAUAUUUGUCAGUCGUAAAAUUCAGUGAUUUUUGUGUACAAGUUAAUUAUCUGUUAUGAAUCUUUGGAAUUGUG
Panicum virgatum (switchgrass) is the source of this 1744-nucleotide messenger RNA. RefSeq names its product transcription factor ILR3-like. Lineage: Eukaryota; Viridiplantae; Streptophyta; Magnoliopsida; Poales; Poaceae. Gene Ontology annotation, molecular function: protein dimerization activity; DNA-binding transcription factor activity. The record is from RefSeq and is a predicted model, not a curated record. The transcript has 5 exons. Bases 670 to 1419 code for a protein of 249 amino acids. Gene Ontology annotation, biological process: intracellular iron ion homeostasis; regulation of DNA-templated transcription.